AUGAAUGUGAUUAGAACAUGCCCUGAGCUCAUUGAGGAGAUGCGAAGUUUACUUGACUUAUCUUUCAGUAAUGAGCAAAUUAAGGAGACUAUGUGGAGUAUCUCUAGUUGGCCAGUAAUUGGAAAUGAUAUUGUGGAAGUUAUAUGUUGUUUCUUCAGGAUUGGUAAGCUUUUAAAAGCUUGGAGUACAACUGCUAUUACUCUUGUGCCUAAGGUUGCUUGUCCUACAUCUCCAGGGGACUUUAGGCACAUAUCUUGUUGUAAUGUCAUUUAUAAAUGUAUCUCCAAGCUCGUUUGUUCUAAACUUAAGCAGAUGUUGGGUGUAGUUGGCACACGGGAUUUGUUUAAAUUCCAUCCUAGAUGUAGAAAGAUGAAGCUGAACCAUCUAUGUUUUGCAGAUGAUCUUAUGCUAUUUUCUAAAGGCGAUCCAUAUUUGAUUUCUCCUCUAUACCAAUGUCUGGAUAGUUUUUCUAAAACCUCUGGACUUUCUGCAAAUAAGUCUAAGUCGGCUCUAUUCUUAGCUGGUUUGUCACGAUUAACUAAGGAAAGGAUUGCUGAGAGUAUAAGCCUUCCCCUGGGCUCUUUUCCUGUCAAAUAUUUAGGAGUUCCUCUAAAUUUUAAGCGUCAAUCAGCUGCUGACUUUGAUGUGAUUAUUGAUAAGAUGACAGCUCAUUUGAGAUUGUGGUACUACAAAAAUCUUUCUUAUGCAGGCAAUGUCAGCUGGCUUAAAGUGCGUAUGCCCAAGAAGAAUGGUGGAUUGGGUGUCUGGAAUCUUGAGAUCUGGAAUUCUAUUACAGUUGUUAAGCUCUCUUGGCACAUUAGUACUCUUUAUGAAUCCCUCUGGGUUAGAUGGGUUCAUGGUGUAUAUACCAAAGGGACCAAUUGGAUGCUUUUCAAUCCCCCUAGUACUGCUAGCUGGUCCUUCAAGAAGAUAUGUAAUAUCAAGCACAAACUAGCGGUUUGGAUGAAUAAGCAUCAGUACUCCGUACAGGUGAUUUAUAGCUCUAUUUUCGACUCUACUCCUAAGGUUAGUUGGGAUAGAUUUGUGCGACAUAGACCCUCUGUCCCUAAAGCACGUUUUAUCUUAUGGCUAACUUUACUUGGUAGACUUAAAACUAGAGAUAAAUUGGCUCAGAUGGGGAUUAUUGAUGAUGAUCGUUGUCCCAUGUGUAACUUGUGUCCAGAAUCAGUGGAGCAUAUUUUUUUUUCAGUGUCACUUUAG
Amaranthus tricolor (Joseph's coat) is the source of this 1221-nucleotide messenger RNA. RefSeq lists its product as uncharacterized. The record is from RefSeq and is a predicted model, not a curated record. The transcript is spliced from 4 exons. NCBI's taxonomy places the organism in Eukaryota, Viridiplantae, Streptophyta, Magnoliopsida, Caryophyllales, Amaranthaceae. Bases 1 to 1221 code for a protein of 406 amino acids.